This is a messenger RNA of Cryptococcus amylolentus CBS 6039, 936 nucleotides long. RefSeq lists its product as hypothetical. The transcript has 2 exons. The record is from RefSeq and is a predicted model, not a curated record. Bases 1 to 936 code for a protein of 311 amino acids. NCBI's taxonomy places the organism in Eukaryota, Fungi, Basidiomycota, Tremellomycetes, Tremellales, Cryptococcaceae.
AUGUUCGACGAUAAUUCUGAAGGCUGGAAAGAUGCCAACCAAGACAGCUUCAAGUUCUACGACCCAUCCACCGACACCUUCACCUCAUCCGCCCCAGAAGGCGUACCCGCAUUCCUGUCCGCUUCGUCUAUAGCGUACGGCGCCGACGUAGACAAGGAGAUCCUCUGGCCCGAACAGCAAGAAGAACAACAGCUGGACCCGGAGGAGGUUGUUGAGGCCAGGCAGCGUGUAGCGCCCCUGACUACCUAUUGGGCGGAAGAGGUCGGGCGGGUUAGAGAAGCGGCGGGGAUAGUUGCUCAGAAUCCGGUGAUACAGCGGCAGCUGUCGUAUUUGCGUAGUCGUCCUUCAAGGUGGGUCUUCUUUUUGGCACGUCCCAAUCAGUAUCUGUGCGUAGAUUGGAUGCGAAAAGGAUCAGAGUGGAACCGAAAGUUCGUCAGCGACUAUCGAGACAGCCGACCGAGUGUCAAUUUCACCCUCGUUGAUGUUACACAGUUUAAUUUCUGGAACAGUCGUGCGAAGCUCGCGGCUUGGGCCAUUUGCCGCGAUAGUCUGGGCACCAGCGUACCGGACACGGUCAUGGCACGUAUGACUGAAAGCAAAGCCGAUUUCGAUGACAGCGUUUCAGAGCUAAACAUAGAGGGAGUUCCGGAACUAAAGCCAAACAAUUUACCGGAGGCCGCGCCUGUCAGGACAAUAGUUGAAUCCAUGGAUCUCAACCAAGGUACACUUCGGGACAUUCAGGAAGGCGCCCUUGAAGUUGUCACUGUGCAGCAGCUGGAGGAGACGCGAGAUGGCAAUGCCACGGCCAGAAGACAGUACCAUGAAGAAGGAUGGGCUGAUCUCAAUCCAGAUUUCCAGAGGUUGGUAGGUUCGUGGAGUGAAUCUUUGGAAGCGUUGCGAAGUGCUAAUAUGACUGGGCUCCCGCCCCCGUUGUAG